Wyeomyia smithii (pitcher-plant mosquito) is the source of this 3196-nucleotide messenger RNA. Its product is annotated as transcription factor YY2-like. The record is from RefSeq and is a predicted model, not a curated record. Gene Ontology annotation, cellular component: transcription regulator complex; PcG protein complex. Gene Ontology annotation, biological process: regulation of transcription by RNA polymerase II. The transcript has 2 exons. Gene Ontology annotation, molecular function: DNA-binding transcription factor activity, RNA polymerase II-specific; RNA polymerase II cis-regulatory region sequence-specific DNA binding. The coding region runs from base 705 to 1952 and encodes 415 amino acids. NCBI's taxonomy places the organism in Eukaryota, Metazoa, Arthropoda, Insecta, Diptera, Culicidae.
UUUCGGUAUACGACAAAAAACUUCUUACGUCCUUUUCAAAAAAAUGCAGCGUUCUGUUGAAAUAUUUCAUACUCUGCUAGCCGAAACGAUGUGUACGAAAGAGAGAACAUACACUGCGGCAUUAUUAGAGCUUUUUCGAACAUUGCUCAAGCAUCGGAUAACUUCAUGGCCUGUGCGACCGAACUCGAUCCCAAAAGAGAAGAGACAACGACGACGACGGCAGACAUCUUUGUUUCUUGCGGACGAGUUUUGUAUCAAAUUUUCGCGUUUUUAUACCGCCCAGACACUGUUUUUCAGCACUAAAGUAGGUUCGACAGAUGUCUUUCAACAACGGGAAGCGUUAGUAGAGUACUUUACCAGCGUAAGAAAGUACCAAAAGUGAAAAUAUUUGCACAGAAAAGUCGAAAUUUCCUGCGAGUGCGUUAGAGCAGAAAGUGUAGAGCUGGGUUUAUUGCGCCGGGGGUGUAGGAAGAAGCGGAAAAGGAGAGGCGGAAAUUUUUCGCAGUUUUCUGCUUUGAAGCAAGCUUGUACGUAUGCGUCAGUGUACGUGAGCCAUCCAAAGGAGAAUAGCAGGAGCAAACAUCAACAAAAGUUGCCAAAGUAUAGAGUGUGUGAGAGAGAAAGAGAAUCAACAAAGGAAAGCGCAGGGAGCGCAGCAGCUGCCGUUUCAGAUUCGGACGGAGCUGAAAGCAAUCUGGGCUGAAAUGUCCUCUCACCAGGAUAUAAUGUGCGAAGUGGAAAUAUCUGAUUCCAACAUUGUAGAAGUAGUAGAUGACGGACACUUUGGAACGGAAAUAGACUACGAGCAAUAUGAGGUAGGCGUCGGAGAUGACCAGUACGAAGAGGUUACCUGUGAAACAGAAGAUUCGCAGGGUUUAAUGAUGCAUCAAAUGGAUGAUGAUGAAGAAAUUCUUCACCAAGAAGCAGAUAUCCAAGCACAUGAGGAGGUAUUAGAUUCAUCCGGAGAUCCAUUGUGUGUUUACGGUGAUAUAAAUCUGGAAAAUGAAAUAUAUAUCGAGUCCACUCCAGGACCAAGUUCCAGGAAACGGAAAUCAGGAAUGAAGCAGCCACGUAUUGUGAACCGUAUCCGUACGAAUGACAUCCACAAUCUGACGGCUGUUGAAACAUUGGACGUUAACCAAAAGCCCAGGCGCUGGGAACAGAAACAAGUACAAAUAAAAACGAUGGAAGGAGAAUUCAGCGUCACAAUGUGGGCUUCAGGGACAGACGAUGAUGAUGGCUCGAACCCUGAACCUGAUCCUGACUACACUGAAUAUAUGACCGGUAAAAAGAUCACUCAAGAUUGUGUCCCUGGCAUUGAUCUAUCCGAUCCCAAGCAGUUAGCAGAGUUUGCCAGACCUGGUCAUAAAACGAAACUUAAUAAAUUAUCCAAUACAUCAACAAUAGCAGGAAUGUCCUCUAAAAUCGGUGCCACCGGAGGUGAAUCUUCGGAUAGGAAUAUCGCAUGCCCACACAAAGGAUGCAACAAAAUGUUCCGUGACAACUCCGCAAUGCGAAAACAUCUGCAUACUCAUGGGCCUCGGGUUCACGUUUGUGCGGAGUGUGGAAAAUCUUUUGUCGAAAGCUCGAAACUAAAACGUCACCAGCUUGUCCACACUGGUGAAAAACCAUUCCAGUGUACAUUCGAAGGCUGCGGUAAACGCUUUUCCCUGGAUUUCAAUCUGCGAACCCAUGUAAGGAUACACACCGGAGAUCGACCUUAUGUUUGUCCAUUUGAUGGUUGCAAUAAAAAGUUCGCUCAAUCCACUAAUCUCAAGUCGCACAUCCUGACGCACGCCAAGGCCAAACGGAACAACAGCGGCGGUGGUGGUGGUGGAAGUCGAAACAAUAACCUCAUGGCAUCUCACUCAAUUCUUCCAUCGCAGUCCUUUGUGAAGAUGGAAACCGUUGAGAUCGAUAACGACUCGCAGUAUAUUGUUUAUACCGAUUAGGCUUAGUUCGAGUUCAACGGACUGCCGAACUUCACAGAAUACAUCUCAGGAGGAGAACGCUAAUGAGUUGCCGAACGCGGUGUGUGAGUGCGUGUGCGUAACGAUCAGUGUGUACAUUCAAAGAUAAUCCCCAUCGGGGAUUUAACAUGUCUUUGCACUUUUUUACGUUUUACAAAUGGUAAAAUAGCGCAACAUAAACUAAAAACUAUCAGCUAGGAAAAGUUUUGCACAGUUCGAAUCUGGAAUUACGAUGGAAUGCAAAAUGGCUUUCCUAUAAUUUUAUUUCUCAUUCACUGUAAAUAGCCGCAAAAAGUCAUCUUCAAUCAAAGUUGGUUGUAUUUUAAAAUAGUUUUCUUUUUAGUUUUUCUUCAUUUUCUAUGGUCUCCCAAUUUAUAAUAUUGAUUUAAAGGUAGUGAUAAAUUAGCAGUUAAUUGUCUUCAUUUACUUGCAUCAACAUCGAUUGAUAGAAGUUUUGGCUAGUUGAGAAAACCAAGAAAUUAGAGAAAACAAGAAAUAAAUAUCUGUCUAUUAUAUUUUUAAAAUAACACGAAAAAGGAAAACAAAAACAACUUAGUAAUGUAUAAUAAACUUUGCGAUUUGAAGAUUGUGUUGAAAUUUGAACUGUAUGUGAGACUGUUCCCAGAAUACGUUCACGGAAAAGGAUGAAGCCUAAGAGUAACUAUCCAUUCUCGGUUGAAAAAGAACAAUCCCGUAACACUUUAUGCCUUUGCAAUGCUUGUAAAUUGACAUGCAUUUGAGUCUUAGGAAUGUCUACGGUUGUAUAGCAGAAAAAUAAUUGGCAAAUGCGAGGGCUAAAUGACAUUUCUUCCGGAGGUUACUCGCUUAAACACUUAUUCAGUGGACGUGCAUUCAAACACUGUAUAAGAGCUGACGAUGAAGUGAUAGGGAAUACUAUAGAACUUGGAUGAUUGCAGUAUACGCUAACUUACUGCGAGAAGAAAACAAAUGUGCGUGAGCGCGAAUGUCGUGAUUAUUAGCUGGUAAGAUAAUAAAUUACUCCUACAAUUAAGGUGGUUUAUUUUUUAACGAAAUAAAGUAAGAAGCAACAAUAUCUGCAUAAUUACAAUUGAUUUUUGAUGAAUUGUAAAACCACAAAAAAAACUGAUUAAAGUUAUGUAAAACCGAUUAAUUUAAAAAAUAGCGGUAUGAAAUAAACAAUCCUUACACAAGUGUAGUUACAAAAAAGAGGAUGAUAUGAAAAAAUAAACAAAAAUGCCAAAAUA